GGACAUGAUGAUUGUCAAAGGUAUCAGGUGCUCAAUGAUAAAACAAGAGCUGCAAGUUUAAACAGGGGUGCUGUCUUGAAAUGUGAUCAGAAGGACAUUCCCCAAACCAGAUGGUACCGCUUUAUGGGAGCCUCAGGCACGGAAAUGCCAACUAAGUGCGUGCCCCAGCAGCGCUGCGGAACACACGCGCCAGGCUGGCUAAGCACUCCCCACCCCACCAGGGUUGGACAGAUUGUCAACGGGAAAGUUUGCUUUCAUUGGUCUGGAAAGUGUUGUCGUUGGUCUGCAAAUAUCCAAAUAAAGAUGUGUAACGGGUACUAUAUCUACAAGCUCACAAAAACACCGGUUUGUCAUCUUCGUUAUUGUGGAAAUGCAGGCUUUGGUAAGCUACUUAGUGUUCCUCUUCAUUAUUUAAUACUUGGUAAUGUUAGUUACGGCCCCUUACCAAAAACGGUCCCACCAUGUUAACGUGGUCAGUCGUCUUCUUAGUUACUUUUAGCCUAUUGAUCUGGUCCAGGGAAUGGAACCCUCGGCCUAAACCUCUGCAGACUACCGCUCAACCUUAUUUUCGACACCAUUCGCACUUCUACAUUUGAUUUAAAUUUACAGGGAGCUUUAGUAGCGAAGUGAGCAACGGCAGUGAAAACGUCACUAUUAUUAUUAUUAUUAUUUUUUGCGUUUUUUUAAGUUUGCCGCGAUUGUUUCAGCUCACUUUAAAUGACGCCUGCAGAAAUUCCCAGGACUUGACUUGUGGACCGAGCCCAAAUUUAGAAGGAGAAAGAAAAUAUCUCCGUGGUGUGUUUUUCUGUCCUCUAUAAAACAUGUCGUGCGGGAAUUUCUCAGUCGUUUUAGUCGUGCAGUAACAGCAAAAAAUGUAAAAAAGUGUGCUACAUGUGCAGAAUUGUUUUUUUACUUAUUAAACGUGUGCUCUUUUGACGUUUCCGUUGCCGUCGCUGUCGAAGCGCUAGGUUCAUUUGAAUAAAAGCAUUUUGAAAGAUGUCCAAAGCUAAUGCAAAGAUUAAAGGGUUUCCGUACGAUUUCCUCCAAUGAGUGCUUUACAUCUUGGUCAAUAUAUCCUAAAACUAUCAAGGCUGUUUUUUAUACUUUUAAACCAGAAAGAAUGUUAAACAAGUAUUGUUUCUUUAAAGGCGACGACGGAUGCACGAAUUAUCAACAACUAAACGACAAAACUCGGGCUGCAAGCGUCCACCGUGGCAACACUCUUAGAUGCGAUCAGAAGGACCUGGCAACUAAAUGGUACAGAUUUACCGGUGCAUCUGGAACUUUGAUGCCCACUUCGUGUGUUCCAAAACAUUACUGUGGAACACAUGCACCUGGGUGGUUGAGCGGUGCGCAUCCAACAGGAGUUGGACAAACUGUUAGCAGCAAAGUUUGUUUUCACUGGGGAGGAAGCUGUUGUCACUGGCAUACUUAUGUUCAAAUAAAGAAAUGCAAUGGUUUUUACGUCUAUAAGCUUGGAAAGACUCCUCACUGUUGGCUUCGAUAUUGCGGCAAUGCCGGAUUUGGUGAGUUGUUUUUUAAUUUUUUAGGGCAAGAAAGUGAUGUUUAUUUCUUUCUUGCUAAUGUUUUCUUCAGAAAGAAAAUGUUUGUUGUCUUUGCUUUUUGUUUGUCCCUUGCAAAGGUAACGAAAUACCACAGCCUUUCUUUGCCUUUUUUAGAGGGCCACAAGUUUAUUAUAAUUAGCCCCGGCUAUUUCGUGCUAACGCUCGUAAAAUAAAGUCUUUACUUACUUACUCUCCAAUUUUAACCAUUAUUUUUUAUAAACUAAAACUUUUGGCAAUUAAGCUACAUUUACUGUGUAUAUUUUAGGGAGAGGUAUUUCUCUCAUAUCCCCCAUAUCAUACCAAAUUUUUUGGCACCCUCCUUUUCGGCCAGAAGAAGAGAAAAUGAAAUUAUGUACCCUGUUCUAAUUAAUUAAAGCCAAAUGAUCAGCUCAAGCUACAUCAUUUAUGCACUGGUUUAACAUUUACCUUGGUAAGAAUUUUUUUUCUAUCAAAAGGAGUUUAAAAUAAUAAUAAUAAUACAGUCGAACCUCCCUAAUACGAACACCGAAGGAACAGAGCGAAGUGUCCGUAUUAGAGAGGUAUCCGUAUAAAAGAGGUCACUACGAUGACGUCACUUUUACGACUCCACUUACAGUUUCAAGUGUUCGGUAGCUAAAACCUGGCCCACACUCGUGUUUAAACUGCAUUUAAGUUUAUUAAUCACAGUACAAAGACAGUCUUUCAGUAGCAUACAACAUUGUACAUAUCAGCUACGCACGUAAAGACAAAUCACUGUUUUAAAAAGAAACGAGCUACAGCUCAAUGCUGCUUGUAAAAAGUUGUGACGUAAAUCACAAUUCUGAAUUAGCGUCUUUUGCUAUUUUGCAAGUGCAGUAAACAGUAACUAGAGUACAAAAUGUAACAGAAAAGAUCUUUAUGCUAUCUGAAGUCAUUUAAGGCUUUAACAAGUCGGUUAUGCUCCUCUGUGUACCUUUCGCAAAUCGUUGUUUGAUAUACAGCGACUGGGCUUUCGCUAAAAUAACCUUGCAUAGCUCGAUCAUCAGCCAGACGGGUUCACCUUGCGCAGAUUCACCUGAUCACCGCAGUGUCCGUGAUAAAGACGUUAAGUUUGUAUAAAUUUUCUCUCUGAGGCCGAGAUUAAGUGUUGUUCGUUGUUCGAGUCCGUAUUAUAAAAAAAAGAAAAAAAUGAGAAUUUUGUCCGUAUUAUAGAACCUCCACUCUUACUACAGAAUAAGUUUUUUUAAAAAAAAAAUUUGUUCGUUUGUCCUCAAAAAAGAGAAAAGUGAAUUUUAAAAUCGCUUAUUUUGUCGGGACAUUGUUCUGAACAAAGAGCUUUUUUUAAUAAUAUAGAGGUGUCCAAAAUUUGAAAACAAAAAUUCUAAAAGAUACAAACGGAUUGCCUGUAACAGUUAUUUCCAGUGAUUUAAAGUUAUCUUUUUGUUGAAGUGGAGGUUCCCUUUAAUAUAGAGGUUUCCAUAUUAGAGAGGUGCCCGUAUCGAGAGGUUCGACUGUAAUAAAAAAUAUAGGAUCAGUAGGAUGCAUUUGUGUCGAUAUGGUAUGACGAAUGCAGAAUGUGAGCUUUUUUUUAAAGCUUUUAAAAAAGCUUUUAAAAAAGCCUUGAAAAAUAAUUAAAGUGGGCGUAAGUGGGUUUAUUUAGAUAACGAAUGGUAAUGAUGAUGAAAAGGAUAAAAGCAAGGAUGAUGUGUGUUAUGAGAAUGAAAACAAGCCAUAAUGGGAGAUAAUGAAGUCGGUGUUGAUGAAGAUUUGAUCUGUGAUUCGGUAAAGGUAGUUUGGGACGAUGGUGUGGAUUGAACUGGGUAUUGAAUUACCUUGAACAAAUAGUACUAAGAUUUACUUAACAAGCUUUUUUACGAAAUUUGGAAAAAUUAUUAAUUGGAACCUUUUUUUUUGAAGCGCUACUCUUUGAAAACAAAAGAAACAAUAGCAGAUGGCUAACUGUUGUUAUUUAAACUAACAGCUGUUUAAUUAAAUCAAUUUUUGAACUUGGAAAUAAGGGAAUUUAGGGGAUUUAUUUUGAUAAGCCAUCACAUGGCAGUAGUAUUUAAAACUACUGCUGCCUUCAGAAAAUUCUACUACUCUCCUCAGAAAAUGUCAAGACCCCCCUCGUAAUCCUCUGCCUCCCUCUCUUCCCCUACAUAAUGAAUGAAGCCUUUCGCAAAAUUUCAUGCCCCAGUUGUUCAAAAGGUGGAUGGCACUAUGCCCCGUUUAAUUCUUCAUCCAAUGUACACUGCGUAAAUUGGUUUCUCUAAUAUUUAUCCACUGGAUAGUGAUUUAUCAGGUGGAUUACGCAAUUCAGCUUUUGAACGACUGGGACCAGGCAGUUGACGUAACAAAACGAAAAUACAUUAAACACAAAUGAAUGCUUUCCUCUAAAAUACGGCUCAAUUAAGAGAAACACAAUGUUAUUGUUUAUUCACAAAAAAUAAAGAAACCAGUUAAGUCACGUUUUACUAUAACUUUUACUGUGCCAGAUAUUUGUAAAGUGAGCAAACCUUGCAAAAAUGGUGCCACGUGCAUCCCUACCCAAGAUGGUUAUACGUGCCGCUGUAGGCCAGGCUACCAAGGAAAGAACUGCGACCAAGGUAAGAACUUGGAAGUGCAAAAGUUUAAAUACCAUCACCAUGAAAAGAACUGAAAUGCAAUUGAUCCUCGACAACUGAAAGGGUUAUGUUAGGAAAGGUCACGCUAGAUGCAUCUUCUUUGAUUUUAACGAAGAAGAAGAACUUCAAUGGCAUCGGUAUAUUAUGUGUUUUUUGUACAUGUGGUUGAUAGGCUACCAAGAAAAACGAGCAAUAUACAUGUAUGGCAUCAAGUCGCUGCAGCUAAAAAAAGGGCUGAUUUGAAACUCCUUAACUGACACAGCGGAUGAAGAAUGUUUAAGAGAAUACAGACAACAAUAAAACCGAUAAAAUGUAGAGGUGAAGUGUUUCAGAUAACAAAAUUGUGUUUGUUAAAUUUAAGAUGUAAAUGAAUGUACCAGAAGACCUUGUCGCCAUGGUGGAACGUGUGAGAAUCUUCCGGGAAGUUACAGAUGCAAAUGCAGACCAGGUUAUGUUGGAAGACACUGUGAAACUUGUGAGUAUCUUAAGCAAAGAAUCCUCCGUGUAUUGGCAAUUCGCUGUUUUCACUGUCUCGUCAUCAAAAAUAAAAAUCGAAAUCAUUCAAUACAGAAAGUCACGAAUCUGGGAAGUAAAAUAGAUAGCUUAAAUAUGCCAGAAGCCUUGCCAAAAAUCACGUAUGUGCGAUAUUUCACAUGCGAGAUACGCAGGAAAAUGUUUUAUCUAAAUUUAUUAUAAGGGUUUGUAUGGAGACGCCAUGUUGGUGUCCCUUUGAGGGGCAUUAGUAUGGCGGCCUGGAACCAACAGGAACAUCUUUUUCUGAGUUUCGUUACAUUUUAAAAACGGGACUUUACAGUUUGAGAAGAAACCUUAAGGAUUGAAUCUAGUGUUUAUUCUGAGACAAGGAAUGUUUAGAUCGCAAAAUCUCAAAAAACUGUAAGGUUUAUAACCUACAUGAGAGCUUUCCCGGCCGUCUUCUAAAUACCCCGAAAUUCAGGUGGAAAUUCGCAAAGCAAAAAACCCUUUCGAGCCAAAAAUAUGUACGAAUAAAGGUGUUAAGCUGCUGUAUAAUGCCUCAUGAAAGAGAACACUCAGAAAAAUAGAUAAUCCCCUUUGAAUUCCUAAUCCCUUGUUUUUAGAUCUAAUUUUUAAAUGUAUUUUUAUAUAAAUAAGGAUCUAACCAAAGAUGGCUCUGUUGUUGACGAUAAAGAUUUCAUCUUAAAAAAGAAGGGAAGUUACUUUUAGAUAACUAAUCUUAACAUCCUGGCCCCAGCUAUUCCAAAGGCAGAUAGAUAAAUCUGUGUCCAGACCAUAACUCAAUUGGUUUUUCUUAAUACUUAUCCACUGGAUUGGGAUUUAAUAUCAGGUGGAUAGUGCUAUUUUUUACUCUAUUCAUAAUUUAAUUUUCAGUAUCGGAUCCGUGUUCACACCAUGUCCAGCUAAAUGACAGAACAAGAGCUGCAGGGGUUCACAGGGGCAAUGUUCUUAAGUGUGACCAAAAAGAUAUGCCAGACACUAAAUGGUACAGGUUUAUUGGUUCAUCUGGAACUAUGAUGCCGACCUCCUGUGUUCCAAAGCAUUACUGCGGCACGCACGCACCUGGAUGGCUCAAUGGGGCUCAUCCCACAAGACUUGGACAAAUUGUUAACGGCCAAGUGUGUUUUCACUGGGGAGGAAGAUGCUGCAACUGGAAAGCAAACAUUCAGAUAAAGAAGUGUAACGGAUUUUAUGUAUAUAAGCUCGGAAAGACUCCUGUGUGCUGGCUUCGGUAUUGUGGCAAUGCGGGAUUCG
Molecule: messenger RNA, 5896 nt
Organism: Porites lobata
Lineage: Eukaryota; Metazoa; Cnidaria; Anthozoa; Scleractinia; Poritidae
Source: the annotation of a GenBank genome assembly